Messenger RNA from Mycotypha africana, 1296 nucleotides. RefSeq lists its product as uncharacterized. The record is from RefSeq and is a predicted model, not a curated record. NCBI's taxonomy places the organism in Eukaryota, Fungi, Mucoromycota, Mucoromycetes, Mucorales, Mycotyphaceae. Bases 1 to 1296 code for a protein of 431 amino acids. The transcript is spliced from 4 exons. Gene Ontology annotation, biological process: DNA replication initiation; double-strand break repair via break-induced replication; DNA replication. Gene Ontology annotation, molecular function: single-stranded DNA binding; DNA replication origin binding. Gene Ontology annotation, cellular component: DNA replication preinitiation complex.
AUGGAUACCCAUCAGAUUAGAGUGUUACAAGGCAACGUCAAUAAAGCAAAGAUUGAACUGAAUAAGUGGGAGAGAGAGUUUCAGGAAAAGCACGGUCGUAAAGUAACAACUGAAGAUGUAAAAGAAAACAAUAUGGUCUCUAAAUACAAAGAUUAUAACAAGUUGAAGAAAUCUUUAGCAAAAGCCAAAGCUGAGCUCCAGAUGAGCGAUAGCCAAAUGUCUCAAAGCUCUCAACCUCUUGUUGCGUCACAAACUGCCGCUUCGCAGGAAAAUCAUAAACAGUCUUCAACUUUUGACAAGGAGAAUGUUCAUCCUGAGCACUCAUAUCAACAAGUGGCUGCAACCUCACUAUCAUCCUCUAAAAAGUCAAUCAUUGCACAUACCACAACCCAUAAUAAAACUCGUAAAGCUUUAUCCAGUAUAGAUACCCAUUUCCCUGCAAUAUCCUCAACAUCAUCCACGCAUAAGACACAUUCAUCACAUCAUACAAACGAAAAAGAUACUUUAAAUACCAGCACCACUGUAGCCUCAAAAGUAGAAAAUUCUAUCACUAAUUCUACUACCAUCACUACGACUACGACUACUACUAUUAGUACUAUCAGCAUGAAAGGAAACAAUGACAAUAGGGACGAGCAUGGCGGUGGUAACAAGAAAGCCAGAACUUUAAUAUUGAAUGGUUACAAUAAAGAAAAGGCUGCCCAAAGAAAAAGACGACAACCACAAAUAGUCCGAGAGAUGGAAGAAAGGAAAAGAAAGAUUCAGCGAACUCUUUCUGACUAUAUGAUCCAAAUGAAAGAACAAGAGGAGCAGCGGCAACAGUCUUCACAGACAUUAUCACAAUUACGAUCGACACCCGAAUAUCAAGCAGAGCAGCAAUUCCAUCGUCAGCGCUCUCAAUUAUUAAAUACCCUUCCUCCUUUGCCACAAGACCUCUUUGAUAGCGAAGAUUCCGAUGAAGAGUUGCCCUUCAGCAUUGUGGAGGAUAACCCUGCAGAACGCAUCCAAGGAUGGAGCAAUAGCCUGGAAUUAUCAGAUAUUGUCAAGUUAAAGAUUGAGAAGGGUACGCUGGGCGAAGUCUGCGAAUUUAACAAGAAACUAGAAGAAGAUGUGAGUGAAGAUUUACGCAGAUUUAUACAAGAAAAUACCCUGCCCAAGAUCGCUUCUGAACAGAGCACUUAUAGUAGCCAACCAUCGGAAGAUGGGCUCAAGGGUGAAUCUGCAAUGCCUGUUUAUAAAAGGCGUCCUCCAAGAAGACAAACACGUCUUCGUAAAAUGAAAUUUGUGGAGACUUCCUAA